AUGCUGUGUAGUGAUGAAGAAAUACCAUUUGUGGAACCCGUUACCAAGUACAAAUUAAAGUUUUCACGAGAGUGUGGGCGGGAGCGAUUGAUUGUACAAAGAAUUAAAAUGGAUUCCAAAUAUGUAAAUAGCCCUAAUGCAACCAAUAAGAGAAUUCUUAGCGAAAAUAGUGAAAUAAACAAUUCUCCCCGGACACUUAAGGAAACCAUGAACAGCCCCGUUGGGCAAAAUGAAUAUGUAGGCCUCUCGCCCAGCAAGAGACCGUCAGUGAGAAAAAGUGUGGAGAAAUUAAAUGAUGCAGGUAUUACAGAAAUGCUUUGUGAUUCUGGAAGUAGUGUUGAUUCAGAAGGAGACGAUGAACCUAAUGAAAAUUUUCCUCAAAAAGCUUUAAACACAAGAAUUUCACGAAAGAGUAGUGAAGCAAGGGAGAACUGGGUAAAAGCUUUGCGAAAUUCAGAUUUAAGUUCAGUGAGAAAGUCUGGCAAUCAUAAAAUAUCUAAGACCACUAGGAGAAGUCUUAUAAAUAAAAAUGAUGUGGAUGAGGACAAUAAAAAAGAUAAAGAAACUCCAAAAAAGAACAUUUCAAAAAUAGAUGACAAAGAAGUGUUAAAAGUGUCUGCGGAAGGAGCAAGACGUCCUCGGCGGAAGUGUAAAUCAAAAUUCGAUGCUGCAGAAUGGGAUGUUGGGAAUUCAAAACGAAAGAAUAACAAGAGAGUAAAUGAAAUUGCCAUGGAAUCUGAAAGCCUGCAAUCUAGUGAUGAAGAAAACCUGCGAUCUAGUGAAAUGGAAAAGAAAUCAUCAAAGAGAAGAAUGACAUCUCGAUUCAAAAGUAAGAAUGUUGGUAGUCUCAAUCUAAAGAAUAAUAGAAAAGUAAACCUUGAGUUUGUUGAUCCACAGCCUUCCAGUGAUGACCACUCUUCUGACAGUCAGCCAGUAAACAGAAGAACACAAGCAUCUAGGUAUAAAAAUAAAAUUCCAAAGAAAAACAUGAGAGUGAACAAAAAUGCUGUUGAAAUUAACGGACACAAAUCUUCUAGCGAUGACCAGUCGGAAGACUGCCAGUCAUUACAGCAAAGAAUAUCAGUUUUUCAGCGUAAGAGAAAAUCAAAAGGUAAUGGCAUUGAAUGUGAUGUAAAAGAAACUUUUCAGAAGUCAAGGCAAAGGUUGUUAAGAAAGACUUCAGCUAAAGCUAUUGAAACAUCGACAGAUUCAUCUUCUAGUGAUUAUGAGAUUUUUGCAACCAAGCAAUCAGUGUCUUGCAAUGGAAAUAAACAAAAUAGAGAUACUGCAGAACAAAAGUCAAAAGGAACUCCUAGCAAAAGAGCAAUUGGAAAGUCUUCAGUUGAAGAGAAUGAAGAAACUAAUAAUGGUAGUGACAGCCCUCUUGUAAGUUACGUUGAUGAUGAGAAAGUUGCAAUGAUGGAAAAUACAAUGGAAGGUUCACCUGUAAAGUGUGUAAAUAAGACUCCAGUGGAAGGUAAUCGCAUAAGCCGAAGAAACACUACCAUACCUAUGAGCCCAGAUGUUACAUGCGCUAAGAAACAUCAAAAUGAAUUUACACCAAAACACAAGUUAAUUUCAUCAGGCAUUGAUGUUAACGAGGAAAAAAAAUUGACUCCAACAACUCCUUCAUCCAGGAGAACUGGCUUUAAACGGUUGUUGUGUACUCCAUCAAUGCCUGCUUGUAAACGUGACUUAGGAACUCCCCGUACACCAUUGCAACAAGCUAUGACCAAGCUUCAUGUUGCUGCAGUACCCCAAUCUCUACCAUGCAGAGAAGCAGAGUUUGCAAAUGUUCAUCGCUUUCUUGAAGGAAAAAUUUUAGAUGGUGCGGGAGGGUGUAUAUAUGUUAGUGGAGUUCCUGGCACAGGGAAAACUGCUACUGUUCGUGAAGUGGUUCGUAGUUUGAAACAGGAUGUUCAGAAAGGUGAUCUACCUGAUUUUCAGUUCAUUGAAAUAAAUGGCAUGCGUUUAUCACAUCCUCGUCAAGCGUAUGUUCAGUUGUGGAAAUCUCUAGUUGGUGAAACUGUGACAGCAGAACAAGCCCAGAGAUUGUUAGAGAGCAGAUUUACAAAGAGUUCUAAAAAACAAAUGUCAAUUGUUCUUCUUGUAGAUGAAGUAGAUGUGUUAUGGACAAGGCGGCAAGAUGUCGUGUAUAAUUUGUUAGAUUGGCCUACAAAAGCAAAAUCACACUUGGUUGUCAUAACAAUUGCCAAUACUAUGGAUUUACCGGAACGUUUGUUGAUGGGCCGUGUAACAUCUCGACUGGGACUGACCCGUUUGACAUUUCAACCAUACACUCAUAAGCAGCUGGAAGAAAUAGUGAAAGCCCGUCUUCAAGGAAUCAAUGUGUUUGAUCCUGAUGCAGUUCAAUUUGUUUCUAGGAAAGUUGCUUCAGUGUCAGGGGAUGCACGACGUGCUUUAGAUAUCUGUCGAAGAGCUACGGAAAUUGCUGAGCAAGAUUCUCCUGAUGCUUUGGUUACUAUUAAACACGUUGAUGAAGCCAUGUUAACAAUGACCUCAUCCCAUUCCGUCCAAGCUAUUGUGCAUGCAUGUAGUACCAUGGAGAGACUGUUUUUACAAGCUGUGGAUAGUGAAUUGACACGAACAGGCUUGGAAGAAACGACUUUCUCCAGGGCAUAUACAACGAUGGAAACGCUGUGUUCUUUGGAAGGUCUUCAGUUACCUUCAGCUUCACUCAUUAUGAAAGCAUGUAUGAAUUUAAGCAAUAUGAGGUUAUUAUUGUGUCAGCAUUCUAAUAUGGAUAUAUUCACACGCAUAUUUCUCAAUGUUAGUUCUGAUGAUUUGCAUUAUGCCUUGAAAUGUGUGAGAAAAGAAUUGUAG
Gryllus bimaculatus (two-spotted cricket) is the source of this 2844-nucleotide messenger RNA. NCBI's taxonomy places the organism in Eukaryota, Metazoa, Arthropoda, Insecta, Orthoptera, Gryllidae. The record is from the annotation of a GenBank genome assembly.